UACUUGAAGGCAGCACUGUCCGCCGUUGCGACAAAACGAGCUACGCUUGUCCUGCUUCACGUCUUGUUGUGGCAGUUUACGGCGCGCUCAACAUGGGGAUCGAAGCUUGGUACAUGGACAACUCUGACGAAGACCAGAGGAAGCCGCACAAACUUCAGCCGAAUCAGCCCGUUUCGUUGGAGACUUUAAAAAACAUCGGAGUUUUCCACUGGAAGCUGAAUGCAGACAUCCAUGAGGAUGACCCACAGUUGCAGCUGAUCAGGGAAGAGCAAGGCUACUCUUACAUGGACAUCAUCACCGUUGAGAAGAACACACUGGCAAAUUAUGAGGAGAUGUUAAAAAGGUUCUAUAUGGAACACCUACAUUUGGACGAUGAGGUUCGCUACAUCCUUGAUGGCCAGGCAUAUUUCGACGUCCGGGACAAGGAGGACCGCUGGAUAAGAAUCGCUGUGGGCAAAGGUGACCUGAUUACGCUGCCAGCUGGCAUAUACCACCGCUUCACAUUGGACGAGACCAACUACGCAAAGGCCAUGAGGCUGUUUGUGGGGAAGCCGAUUUGGAAAUGCCACAACCGGCCAGCGGAUGACCUCGAGAGUCGAAAGAAGUAUGUGGCUUCUCUGCAGAGCGGCUGUAACGGAGCAAAGCACCACAUGAUCGACCACUAGUUGCUUAGUUGCUCCAGUUUGGAAUAUUUGUCAAGGUUGCAUAAUUGCACAAUUGCAAAAAGCUGCAAAUUCACCCUGGUGGUUACCGUAUUUUCUGGCUGCUACUUUUUUCCCCAAGCUUUGAACCCUGCGGUGUAUACAAAAGUGCGGCUAAUCCAUGGAUUGUUUAAAUCUAAAUUAUGGAAUGGAUUAAGCAAAGAAAUCAAACAAUGUACUACAAUGAUCCACUUUACGAAACUGUUCAAACUCAAAGUGCAAAGAAGAAGAAUCCUGAUAAACAUCUUAAAACCUUAUUAAAAAAGGAGAACAUUUUAUUAAUCUCAAAUGGGAUGAAUAAAGACAUCAAUGACUUUUCUGUUAUGGUUGAUC
This is a messenger RNA of Entelurus aequoreus (snake pipefish), 1034 nucleotides long. RefSeq names its product acireductone dioxygenase-like. The record is from RefSeq and is a predicted model, not a curated record. Gene Ontology annotation, molecular function: acireductone dioxygenase [iron(II)-requiring] activity. The transcript is spliced from 4 exons. Lineage: Eukaryota; Metazoa; Chordata; Actinopteri; Syngnathiformes; Syngnathidae. Bases 93 to 665 code for a protein of 190 amino acids.